Babesia bovis T2Bo is the source of this 4415-nucleotide messenger RNA. Its product is annotated as Protein kinase domain family protein. The record is from RefSeq and is a predicted model, not a curated record. NCBI's taxonomy places the organism in Eukaryota, Apicomplexa, Aconoidasida, Piroplasmida, Babesiidae. Bases 259 to 4374 code for a protein of 1371 amino acids. Gene Ontology annotation, molecular function: ATP binding; protein serine/threonine kinase activity. Gene Ontology annotation, cellular component: nucleus; cytoplasm. The transcript has a single exon. Gene Ontology annotation, biological process: intracellular signal transduction; protein phosphorylation.
UUUUAUCAAUUAUUUACAAAAAUGACAUUCCUAUUCCGUUUGUUAAUCAUUGAUGCAAAAUGGUAGAUAUUUGCACAUGAUUCUGCCGUUUUAAUUAAUCGGCUCCAGCUCGUUCAUUCAGUCUAUUAACCAACUAUGUAGUCACACACGAAUUAUCAAUCAAAUAUGCUGUCUACGAAAUUAAUUUUUGGAGGCUUAUGAAGGAUAUUUAUAUAUUUCAUGUUUUAUAUUCCCUAGUCCGUACCGUAUAAUAACAAGAUGUUGACGUGCCGAUCUAGUUGCUUGAUUUCAUCAUCGCAGCUUUCCAAGCCUUCAACUAUUUCAGAGCUAUCCAUUCAAGAUGAUUCUUGUGAGGUCGUCGUCAGUUACAAGUUAGAUAGCUUGUAUUCUGGUAGACAGAACGACGAGGAGAAUGGAUCAAUACGUAGCUAUGGAUCGAAUGAUGCAGGAGACUACAAUUUAUUUGCUGAUGACGAGGAUAUUACGCCGAUCAAUACACCUACCCGUUUCACGUCGGAGCAUGGGCAGCAUCCUAACCUAUCGGAGUUGAAGACACCUCAAAAGUGUGAUAUCCCAUCAUGGAAAAGUAUAACUUCACAAUUGAAUAUACCGAUAGAUUCUGCAGGUGCGCCAUUUGGUACUUCACAAUUGUUUAAAAACGGUGAUUGUGAUGUCAUGCUAGACCCUUUGUUAUCCUUUUCCUCAGAGGACCUAUGUCUACCAAAAGAUGUAUCCAAUAUGGAUAAUGUACAAAAUAAGGUUAAAAUAGAUGGUUUUGAGUUAGAUUUACCAUCUGAUGACUCUGAUAUUACAGUGGAUAUAUCAGCUAUCCAUGAUCAGAUAGUGUCCCGAAUACUUGAUAAUGCGGAGCAGCGAUGUAAAACUGUCACUUUUUGCACUACUUAUGACAAUGAUGAAAUAAGUGAAUCCGAUUUUGUGGAGUACCCCUGUGAGCAAUCGAUAUCUUCAUUGGAGGUAUCAGCAUCAAAUGUACCCAAGGAACAUUCACAAGAAAGGUGUCUAUCCAUGAAUAAUGUUAACAUAUGUGAAUCCACUGGACAAUAUGUUGAUAAUGGUUGUUUAGUCGAAAUCAAAAGUAAUCCAGACGACUGUUCUCAGAUUGUGGAGUAUGAUAAUUCAUCAAAAUUAACGUACAGUGUUACUGAAGGCUCAUUAGUUACGAAUAUAAAGCUGUCGUCGGUCGAAACCCAUGAAAUUGAAGGUUUUAAAAAUGCUAUCAAGUUUAACAAAAUGAAGGAACUGAUGUCUAGAUCAUUUCCUUUUACAGAGAGUGAUAAGAAAUGCAGUAACGUUGAAUCGUCUAGUAGCGACAGUUUACAACAAGGUGGCCGUAAUCGUUUCAAGGUAUCACCUAAAAGGAUUAUUGAUGAAGAAUCAAUAAUACCCGAUGCUCCUAACCAAUUACAAACUUCUAUUGGCACGUCACAGUACGUGGAGAACGUUGAUUUUGAAUUCCUGAAGAAGCGUAAACGAGAUCGUAGCGAGAGAGAUAAACAUCUAUCGGAUUCUCAAUCUCACCCCGAAUCUAAUGCUGGUCACGACACUACGAUAAUUAACCACGAUGCCGUCAACAGCAGAGUGCAAAGAUCCUCUAAUAAUUAUCGGCGAAAUAGAAAUGUGGAACCACGAGAACGAAGCAGGCCUGUUAUGAAGGAUGAUUCCUAUGGUUGUUUAUCUGGUGACGACACAACCAUGGUAGCCUACAAGGAUUUAAGCAUAGGAUUAAACACCUCCUCUUUGGGAAGGUCAUUGUAUUCAUCAGGGAGGAAUGAGUUAUCCAGUUCAUUUCAUAGAGAAGCGUCUCCAAAUAGAGAAACAGUGUCUAAGCGUGGUAAGCUAAGUGAUACAUAUAAUUCCACGGGGUCAUCCAAAUCUACCAAGGCACAUCGUAAAAAACCUGUUGGCGAUAAGGUUUUCGCUGCAGAAGUAUUUGAAAACAAGGACUGGUCUUCUGAGACUUGGGGAUCGUUUAUUAAUGUCAUUAAUAGCCGUAAGAGGACCUUGGGACACGGUUCAUUUUCCACGGUUUCCUUUGCAUUCCUUAGGUUGACACCUUCAUUAACUAUACAAUCCACAGGAUCAAACGGUAGCAACGCGCCAUCUAGCUCCAGAUCGAAGGAUAGUUUAUUUGCGGAGACUAGCCAAUUGGAUUUUUCUGACAAGGACGCUAUGGACAAUGAUUCUCAUAUGGAAGGCAGUAGCGAUCGCACUACCGUAGGAUCGUCUAGUAAUGCCUCACCAAGAGGAGAUGAUAGUGGUAACAUAUCUGAACAAGGCUGCUCCAUAUCGUCGGACAUCGUUGGAUCCCAGGAAGCGCCAGCAAAUGAUUCUGCUCAACCGAGUGGUGCCGUCUCUUCUAAUGACGGUUUCAUAGAUUCCGGAGGUGACAUCGUCGACUGGAUGUGCAGUAUCAUCGCAAAGCACUGUAAUAAAUGUGCCAAAGUGCGUACUUUGGAUUGCGCAGUAAAAAGUAUCAACGACGUCUUUUGGCAAGCAAGGUUCCAGUACAUCCGUGAAAAAGAGAUGAUGCUACACUUCCACGCCAAUGUACUUAAACCAAUCGCCUGUAGAUUCCAUACCGAAGAGGGGACCCGUGUUUACCAGCUUCUACUACCAAAGGCUCAGGGCGACCUUCUAGACAUGCUGAAGCACUUGAUUAAGUACCGAACGCUAAACAACAGGAACCCGAUAUACAUAUCCAACCAAUCAACAGGCAAACAGGAACGUAAAAUAAUCGGAUUAUCGGAAACUGAAGUGAAGUUCCUAUUCUUCCAGAUACUCUCGGGGCUGUCUUUUAUCCACAUGUGCUUUCAAGGUAACAUACAUCGCCAUUCCGACAUUAAGCUACAAAAUAUAUUAGUAUUCUGCAGUGAGUCGGAUAGGCACAAUCCACUACGAUGGAGACUAUGUCUGGCUGACUUUGGUUGUUCAAUUAUGCUACAUCCAACACAGCAUCUAGAGGGCGCUGGAUUGUUCAAGCACUUACAGGACACUGUAUCCAAGGAAUGGCGAUCACAGCUAUGUAGCCAGUUGACAUCAUUCGUCAGGGGUACUGUCAGAUGCAAUGCCCCUGAGGCGUUGUCAUAUGACCGCCACGGCACUCCACGUAGCAAUCGCAAUAACAACAUGCUCAUGUGGCAUAAGCGGAACCUAUUGAAUAUGGAUGCCACUAGCGAGGAUAAUCCUACUGAACCGGUUGCGUGGGCAAAGAAGGAUAUUUCAAGUAAAAUUAGUUACCAUAGUCCUAGGAACACGGGCAGGUUAGUAGGAGCGUCGGAUGGUGACCCUGCAGAGUACUUCCAUGUAAAUCGGAACGCCGAUAUGUGGUCUGCUGGGAUAGUGUUAGCAGAACUUGCUAAAUUCGGCGGCUGUGUUCCACUGGAUGACGUUAAUAUAGACGAGAAGUAUUUAACAAAAUCGGGAGAUGAUGCACUCUCCGCUGAAUAUAUCGCCCAGAGACUGAACGGUACCCUGGGCCGUGGUUUAUUUUGCAGAAACAAUGCAGUUGUCCGCCUUAAGAUGCAGCUUGAUUCACCACGAGAUAAGAGUUCUCCUAGGUAUCUAAAGAGGAACAUUGUAGGUGACAAGGGUAAGAACAAACAGGGCGCUUUAACCGAUGAAUGUCUCAAUAUGGCAUUGGCCUCGGAUAUAGCAGCCAAGUGUGACCUUGAUUAUGCUAUGCGGAUACGAAAUUUAAAACGAGAUUACUUUUGGUGGGAGUAUCCUAGAUUUUCGGAUAAUUUCUGGAAUAUGCUUGCCAAUCUCCUGGCGUAUAAGCCGCAGGAACGCUUAACAGCAGUUGCGGCAUUAGGGCAUCCAUGGUUCAAUUCCAAUGACGGUAACUCUCGUCCAAUAUUCGAUGAUAUAGACGCUUUAAUUACUGAGCAACAUAAGCAUUUACCUAUGGAGCACUUCUAUUACGUAGGUUCAUCCCUGUCAUUGCAAAACGGCAAUAAGAAAUCGCAAAUGAAUCCUGAAGUUUCUGGUGCUGAUAUGAAGCGUGAAGCUAUGAUGGACCCGUUAAAUAGUGACAUUGUUUUAGAGAGUAUUGGCUGUUAUGGUAAAGCUGGGCGAUCAACACAUGCGUGGUAUUCUGGACCGCUUCAUUACAGGCUUGCCACACUAAAAGAACACGGUAUCGCAAUCCCCGAUUACAUUGCACAAAUAUGCCGACGUGAGACUUUGGUCCUGGAAUCGCGUGAAAAGGAGUUAUUUGGUUCAAGGGGCUUCGUGUUAUCGAAGCUCUUAUCUAUCAAGCGAGAACACAAUAUGACGUGGGAGGACUUGAUGUCAUCCCGUGUUACCCAUUUACUCGGGUGCUCGAUACUGAAGCACUCUAAAGCACAGUUCUAGGUUGUUAAUGUGUUUUUUGAUGCUACAGUUACCAUAUUUAA